Molecule: messenger RNA, 3243 nt
Organism: Mesoplodon densirostris (Blainville's beaked whale)
Lineage: Eukaryota; Metazoa; Chordata; Mammalia; Artiodactyla; Ziphiidae
Gene: MNS1
Product: meiosis specific nuclear structural 1
Exons: 11
Coding region: 365-1729 (454 amino acids)
Biological process (GO): cilium organization
Cellular component (GO): motile cilium
Source: RefSeq, a predicted model, not a curated record
GCGGCUUCAGCCCUGCUGGCGCUUCUGCUCACCCGGCUUCCCCUCGCUGGGCAUGUGCAGUGGCCAAAGCCAUCUCCUCUCCAGGUGUCUAAUGAAACUUUCAAGUCACUGUGCUGGGAGCUGUGCAGGAGACAGAGGUGCCCAAGAGAUGGGCCCAGCUCUCACGGACCUUUCAGUGAAGCAUGGAAAAUAGGAGUCGUGCCCCAAUCAUCAAAGGGAGAAACCCACUAGGAAGGCUUCCAAAAGGAGAACUCUGAGCUCUAGUGAAAAGCAUCAGAAAUUAGUAGAUGUAAACUAUUGCAAAAAAUUGCAUGUCGGGGCACUACAAAGGCUACAAGAAUCAAAGAAUCAAAUCAAGGACCAAAUGGUGCAGAAUGAGAAUGAUGACCGGGCUGAGCGCAAAAGGUUCCUCAGAUUGUUACAGAAUGAACAAUUUGAGUUGGAUAUGGAAGAGGCCAUUCAAAAGGCAGAAGAAAACAAAAGAUUGAGGGAGCUCCAGCUUGAACAAGAAGAAAAAUUGGCUAUGGAAUUGGCAAAACUUAAACAUGAAAGUCUAAAGGAUGAGAAGAUGAGGCAACAAGUAAGAGAAAACAGUAUUGAGCUCAGAGAAUUGGAGAAGAAAUUAAAAGAAGCUUACAUGAAUAAAGAAAGAGCAGCUCAGAUUGCUGAAAAGGAUGCCGUUAAAUAUGAGCAAAUGAAACGUGAUGCUGAAAUAGCCAAAACUAUGAUGGAAGAACACGAGAGAUUAAUAAAGGAAGAGAAUGCUGCAGAGGAAAAACGAAACAAAGUAAAAGCACAGUACAAUCAUGACUUAGAGAAACAACUUGAAGAACAAGGAAAGAAGAAGCAGGAAGCUUAUGAGCAACUGCUGAAAGAGAAACUCAUGAUUGAUGAAAUUGUUAGGAAAAUCUAUGAAGAAGAUCAAUUGGAAAGACAACAAAAGUUAGAAAAAAUGAAUACAAAUCGAAGGUAUAUAGAAGAGUUUAAGAAAGAGCAGGCUCUCUGGAGAAAAAAGAAACAUGAGGAAAUGGAAGAAGAAAACAGAAAAAUCAUAGAGUUUGCCAAGAUGCAGCAACAAAGAGAAGAAGAUUGGAUGGCAGAAGUUCAAGAAAGUGAAGAAAAAAGGCUACAGCUUCAGAAUAUGCUGACGCAGAGAUUGGAAGAAGUGCUGCGGCAACGUGAAGAUUUAGAACAAUUGCGACAGGAAUUAUACCAGGAAGAACAAGCAGAAAUACAUAAGAAGAAACUAAAAGAAGAAGCAGAAGAGAAAUCGAGAAAGCAAAAGGAGUUGAAGCAAAAUUUUAUGGAACAAAUGGCCUUGAAGGAACUAGUACUUCAGGCUGCAAAAGAGGAAGAGGAGAUCUUUAGAAAAGCUAUGCUGGAGAAGUUUGCUGAGGAUGAUCGAAUAGAAUUAGUGAAUGCUCAGAAGCAAAGAAUGAAGCAACUAGAACACAAGAGGGCUGUGGAAAAACUUAUUGAAGAGCGUCGCAACCAGUUCCUUGCAGACAAACAACGUGAACUGGAGGAAUGGCAGUUGCAGCAAAGAAGGCAAGGAUGUAUUAAUGAAAUUAUUGAAGAAGAAAGACUAAAACUUCUCAAAGAACAUGCUACACAGUUACUAGGAUAUCUCCCUAAAGGAGUAUUCAAAAAAGAGGAUGAUAUUGAUAUGCUUGGUGAAGAGUUUAGAAAAGCGUAUAAGAAAAGGAGUGAAAUUUGUGAAGAGAAGUGAUAUCAUCAAAAUUUGGUAAACCUGGAUUCUUUUGUAUGUUACCACUAGAUGUCAUUGUAACUUCUGUUUUACAGUUCGGUGAGGGUAGGAAUCCAUUGUCUGGAUUUUCUAAAACAUCUCUAUUUCAUCAUUUAUAAACAAUUAUUUAUAAGAAAACAUUUGUUUUUGAUAAAAAAAAAUUACUGCAUAUUUUUUCACUGCAAAAUUAAUGGCAAAGUUAAUUGCUUUUAAUCAAACUAUUGUUUUUAUACUAAUAAUUUGAAGAUCUGAAUUCUACACCACACUCCAUAUAGAGAAAUAUAUAUAUAUAUAAAAUCCAACAACCCAGGAGACUAACCUCUCCAUACCACUUCUAUCUAUGUUGGUGUGUUGGAAGUUUACUUCCCUUAUUUGGCCAGGGAAAACUUUACUUUUCUUUUCUCACAGUAGACAGGAAAAGAGUGAGGAAUUUCAACGUGCUUUACUAGCGAAUGCACUUCUCAGUAAGAACACAGAAACAGUUUCUCUCAUAUAAACAUCAUUUACAACCUAGAGUUACAGCUCUAGAACAUAAAAUAGUUUCUAUUCAAAUGCAGUUGAAAAAGGGCUAGAUGGUCAUAAGAAAGAUAACAAUCAAAAGUUAAGUUCCUAUUGCUUUAUUAUAAAAUAUUUCCAUUUUGUAAUAAUUAGAUAUCAAUUUUACAUCCCCAGAUCUACACAGGGAAUUUGGAAUUAUUUUGAUUUAUCAAGUAUCUUCAUUUCUUAGAGUAAAAAUAAUUCAAACCAUUACAACUUAAGUUAAAUAAAGGGUAUAUCCACCAUGCACUAUAGGUUAAGAAGUAGAUCACUUAUUAAUUUCCCCAUUCGAGUGCCUUCAUAAAUUCCUCUUCAGUGAAAGACAACAUCUUGGCAGCUUCAAUAUGCAUCUGUGUUUAAAAACAAAUAUUGUCUAAUUUAGUGUUGAGUAGACCACAGAACAACAGGAAAUUUAUAAAAGUGUGUAUAAUAUGCUAUCAAAUUAAGUUUUGUUUUAGGAAUGUGUAAUUCUAAUUACAAUGAAUGUGACAUUUGAAAUGGUCAGCCUCUAAAAACCUUCAUUCACUGCUGGUAUUGUACCAACCUGUUAAGAGAACAAUUCAAUAAUAUUGUAAUAUCUAACCUUUGCAAAAAGGGACAGUGGCAAAGCCAUGAAUUCAUAUUCUCUUACCACUAGGUAACUCGUGUAGUGAACAGGACAAAAGUGGGUUGGAAUCAGUUUUCACUCUUCAAGAGGCAAACGGAUCCCCUAAGUUAUUUUUAUAUAUGGUACUUUCUUUAGUUAGGGAGUAUCCAUAUUGUAUUUACUAGUCCUAUUUCCACAUUUCUAAUUUACUUGCAUUGAUGUAUAGAUAAAAUUUUGUGACUAAGCAUGUCAAAAUAAACAUAUCUAAAGUAGAAAUACUAAAUAUCUUAGUAGAAAGAGCCAAAUAAUAUCUAUGAUUUAUUUUAACUGUUAUUUAGGAUAAACUCACCUUCUGCCUUUUUAAAACAUCAAU